This is a messenger RNA of Lotus japonicus, 1692 nucleotides long. RefSeq names its product coniferyl alcohol acyltransferase. Bases 91 to 1461 code for a protein of 456 amino acids. Gene Ontology annotation, molecular function: acyltransferase activity, transferring groups other than amino-acyl groups. The transcript has a single exon. The record is from RefSeq and is a predicted model, not a curated record. Lineage: Eukaryota; Viridiplantae; Streptophyta; Magnoliopsida; Fabales; Fabaceae.
AGUUCAUAUAAUCCAGGAGCAUUUUAAUAUCCUAAGCCUCAAGGCAAAGAAAAUAUCAAAUUUUCAAAACCAUCCUCCUUCGAAAGAAAAAUGACAGAGGAAGUUGCAGCCUCAGAGCAUGAGAAAUUUGAAGUCAAGUUCACUAGAAAAAGUGUUGUAAAAGCUGUAAAUCCUUCACCAGAGUCAUUUUCAGUUGUCACCCUCUCAAAUCUUGACCUCCUCUCAGGUCGUUUUCCUAUUACAUACUUGUAUUUCUACCGCAAACCAAAACAAGGUAACUUCAAAGCUUUUGUUGAAACUCUUAAAAUCUCUCUAGCACAAUUACUUGAUCACUAUUAUCCCUUUGCUGGCCAAAUUAUUCAAAAUCCCAAAACUAGUGAACCUGAAAUAAUUUGUGACAACAAUGGUUCUCUAGUCAUUGAAGCUCAAGCAAACACACCACUACACAAUUUAGAUUUUUACGAUCUCAAUGAAACUCUUCAAGAAAAAAUUGUCUCAAUUCAACCAGAUUUCCCCUUUCAAAUUCAGGUGACAGAGUUCACUUGUGGUGGCAUUUCAUUAGCAUUUAGCUUUGACCAUGCACUAGGUGAUGCAACUUCCUUUGGUAAAUUCAUCACCUCAUGGUGUGACAUAGCACAAAACAAGCCAUUGUCAUUCACACCAGACCACACUAGACACCUCCGAGCACGUUCUCCUCCAAAAUAUGAAUCUUCUUUAGACCAAACUUUCAUGAGGUGCACCAUGGAAGAGAUACAGAACAUGCCGGUGUACCGCAUUAAUAAAAUAAAACGCCUUUAUCAUAUCAAUGUAUCAAGUAUUAAAAUGUUGCAGGAGCUUGCUUCUAAGGGCACCAAGAGGACAAAGAUUGAAGCUUUCUCUGCAUAUGUGUGGAAGAAAAUGAUUGCCACUAUUGAUCAUGAAAAAUGCAAGAUGGGUUGGUUGGUGGAUGGAAGAAAAAGAAUGUGUAGAGGUAACAAUUCCAUGUCUAAUUACAUUGGCAAUGUUCUUUCUGUGGCUUUUGGGGAGGCAAGUGUUGAAGAAUUGAAAGAAGGGUCAUUAUCAGAAAUUUGUGACAUGGUGCAUGAGGCAAUUUCUAAGGUGAGCAAUGAGGCCCAUUUCUUGGAUUUGAUUGAUUGGGUUGAGUGCCACAGGCCUGGUUUGAUGCUGGCUAAGGCAGUGUUGGGCCUGGAGGGCCCGGGCCUCGUUGUGUCUUCAGGACAAAGAUUUCCUAUCUCUGAAGUUGAGUUUGGAUUUGGGCCCCCUUUGCUGGGGACAGUGUACACUUCCAUUGAAGGAGUGGGAGUUGGUUACAUGAACCAAAGGCCUAGUGCUCAGGGUGAUGGUUCCUGGACUGUGUCUGCUAUCUUGUGGCCUGAAAUGGUAGCUGCACUGGAAGAUGACCCAAUUUUCAUCCCCAUGACGGCUGCUCAUCUUCAACUUAAAUGCUUUGAAGAUGAAUAAGUAAUGUAUCAUGUUUAGAAAUUCUUUUGAAAAUCACGAUGAAGUCAAAAUUAUAAUAACAGAAGCAAAAGUUAAGUUAUUUUUGUCCACCAUAAUUUUAACUUCAUUGUGAUAUUCAAACAAGUUUCCAAACUCGCAUAAUUGAAAAAGAAGUUUAAUGUAUGACAAAUCUUAAGGAAAAUGUUGGGUGGCAUGACACUCAACCAAGCAUGACCCACAUGACUUGCACAA